UGAAUCGAUAUUUAUUAUCCUGUAAUGAAACAUUACUUGUUCGAGCGUCCAGCUCACAAAAUUGUAGAGGUCAACUCUGCAAGCAAGUUAAUUUGUUUGAAACAAUCAAAAUACAGGUAGAGAUCAAAAUCAUUUCAAAUCGAAGUCCAUUCUAAUAGUUGGGACUUUUUUGCUCUGAGCGUUUAACUUCAGGUUAAUUUGUGUAAAUGGGAGUGAAAGGACUGCAGUCUUACUUGGAGAAGGGCUGUGGCGGAAGCGGAGCGUUCUUUCCGGUAGACAUCAAAGAAGUAGUCAAGCAGUUCAAACAAACUGUUCAUGCUGCAGAAACGCGCCCACCUUGGAUUGUGGUCGACUCUAGUUGUACAUUUCCUAAUGUGUAUAGAGAGGGAGGCAUUAAUGGAAUUUGCGGAUAUCAGUAUGCUGCCUACGAGAGAAUAAUUGUCGGCUUCGUGAAGUCCUUCAGAAAUAUAGGAGUUGAGCCCAUUUUCUUUUUUGAUGGACCUUCUUUAAUUCAGAAACGGAAUGAGUGGAUCCAGCGAAAAGUUCAAACAUACUACUUUUAUCAGGAGUUGAUGACUCAAAUUUGGAAUGGCAAAUACAAAGGAGACCAGGCUGAUUAUGUAAUCUCCCCGUGCGGAAUCGACAUGUUCGAGAGAUAUGUUCUGUCCGAGGUGUGCAACUGCAAAGUUAUAGUCAGCUUGGAGGAAUGUGACGAAGAAAUAGCUCUGUUUGCCAAGCAAAAUUCGAACGUAGUUGCUAUUUUAUCACAAGAUAGUGACUUUGUCAUAUUCAAUGCGGCCGGGUACAAUCUCUCCGCAUAUCACUUGGAUGUGACUGCACUCACCACUAAGGCAUAUAGCAGUGUGCGUCUGGCAGAAUUGCACGAUCUAGACCAAUGUUGGCUGCCAGCAUUGGCCACUCUGCUGGGAAAUGACCUUCUGCUGAAAGAACAGCUCAAGUGGUUCCAUCUUCGCAUUACCCACUGGAAGGGGCGAGGAUAUCCUAGAUUCCAAGUACUCAUCACAGCUGUAACGGCAGUUAUCAAAAAAAAUUUGAAAAAGGGAAUGUCCGUGGAUGAAGUAAGUGAAAUUUUGAACAUGGAGGUGUUCGGAUGUAACCGAACUCAACAAACCUACAAUUCCAUCAAGAUAUCUUUGCAAACUUACCUUUUGGACAACGCUCGAGUGAAUGAGAAAAACAAAUCUAAGUAUAAUGGUGGUUCACCUGAGUUAAUUCAUCUUUUGAUGUCAAGCUGGAAUAUUGCGCCACUGACUUUACAGGUCUUGCUGCAAUAUUCCAUGUGUUUCCGCAAUGCAUUCGAAGAUCUCAACUCUGGACUGAAGCCGACUGCCGUGAUAUACCGAGAAGCAGUUUCACGAUACUGUGGCAUACUUCUCAAACAUGAGGAGACGAAUCCAAAAAGGAAAACUAUCGAUGAGUUUGCAGUAUAUUCAGAGAAUUCGGUCAUGCAGUGUACUAAGAUUCCUGUAGUCUUCCCCCCUUUCGAGUUGGACUUAUUACUACUCUUUACUUCUACAGAUAUGUUUUCCAGGUCUUUGAGAGUGAAAACGUUACUUUGGGCCUUAACAGGAAGUGAAAGAUUCAGUUCACAGUUCUUCACAGACGCAGAAAAAUUGCUGCAAAAAAUAAAGCCCGAUUAUAUUAUCCCGACUCUCGUCUUAUACUUUUUGCACAAGAUCGAACAAACGAUAAACCUAACAGUGAUUGACAUGUUUGUAAGGAUGUUUAUAGUAUUGGAUUUGGGUUACUAUUCAGAUAGUUCCGAGUUCUAUCGUUGUCCUAACUACGAUGCAAUCCAUUUGUGCACUUUGUUCGACUGUGGCGUACAAACUGUGUCCUGCAUACUUUCAGUGUUAGGGCCCGCAUUCCCCUCAGAGGUCUUCGCGCGGUCAAAAAACUUAGACGGAACCCUGUUCCAAAAAGUUUACGAAGGAGAAUAUAGCUUGAAAACGUUGCUUGAAAAUGAAAGAGCAAAAGGAAUUAGGUCUCCCAUUCUGGAUUUCAUGAAACUAAAUUUAGAGUAGCUUAAGUAGGAUUUUUGUUCCGACCAUUUACGUAUUUGUUCCGACUUUGUAAUCGGAUGUUUUAGUAUUUUAUUUACUUUUUGUUUUCCACCAAAAAUCAGGUACAACAAAAAAUGUUCGGAUUGAGUCGAUUCGAUAUAUUAUAUUGAACCCCUUUCA
Symsagittifera roscoffensis is the source of this 2204-nucleotide messenger RNA. RefSeq lists its product as uncharacterized. Bases 207 to 2045 code for a protein of 612 amino acids. The transcript has a single exon. NCBI's taxonomy places the organism in Eukaryota, Metazoa, Xenacoelomorpha, Acoela, Convolutidae. The record is from RefSeq and is a predicted model, not a curated record. Gene Ontology annotation, cellular component: nucleus.